Messenger RNA from Indicator indicator, 2543 nucleotides. RefSeq names its product short coiled-coil protein (gene SCOC). The record is from RefSeq and is a predicted model, not a curated record. Gene Ontology annotation, cellular component: trans-Golgi network. NCBI's taxonomy places the organism in Eukaryota, Metazoa, Chordata, Aves, Piciformes, Indicatoridae. Bases 78 to 446 code for a protein of 122 amino acids. The transcript has 4 exons.
CAGGCACACACCGAGAGACGGCUGACAGCUGCCACGCGUAACGCACAGCUCAGAAACUCUGGGAAGAAGGAAGCAAAAUGGAGUUACCUUUGGAUGAGGAGGAUGGAACUUUUACCAACAUUUCUUUGGCAGAUGAUCCAGCAGAACAUUAUUCAAGAAGAAUACUUUCUUCAGAAGUGGAAAGAGCCCAGUCCACAAUGAUGAAUGCCGACAUGGAUGCGGUUGAGGCUGAGAAUCAGGUGGAAUUAGAAGAGAAAACACGGCUUAUUAAUCAAGUUUUGGAACUGCAGCACACACUUGAAGAUCUCUCAGCAAGAGUAGAUGCUGUUAAGGAAGAAAACUUGAAACUGAAAUCAGAAAACCAAGUUCUUGGACAAUAUAUAGAGAAUCUGAUGUCAGCAUCUAGUGUUUUCCAAACAACUGACACAAAAAGCAAAAGGAAGUGAUGGGUGACUGACAGAUGAUGCCAUUGUAUUGCUGCUGUCUUUUUUUUUUGUUUGUUUAAUUGGCAUAGGCUACAUGAGCUAAAAUACUUUUAGUUUGUGGCUUUACUGGAUACCUGGAUUAUAAACUUCAGUGAUAAAACAGAAUUAAGAACAUUAUCAUGAACAGGAGACGUAAGUUUAUGUAUUGUUAAGAUUAAGCAAUGUGCAAAUGUAGUGUAGAGACUUACUAAACUUUAAUAUUUGUUUUUAAAAAUCAGCAUAUCUUGUAAAAAAACGGGUUCAGUUUGCAGGUUAAACAGAAGUUGGCACUCUCUGAGCUCGUAAGAGUAGUGUUCUUGAUUAAUAACACUUAAAAUACUGUGUUGAAACCUCAUUUGAUAAAAAUAGUCAAAGUCUAAUAGCAUCACCUUUUCCACCUCACAUUUAAUUACUGUAUAGUACUGUCCAUAGCUCUGCAAAGCAAUUUUAAACAGAAUCUUGUAAACCACUUAAUUUCUAUCAAGUAAUAACAGUAUGGCAUUAUUUGCAGGGCUUGUGUACAGAAAAACACUUAAGUUUUUUUGGGAAGGGGGAGGGUAAGGGAAAAGGCACAAGGAAAAGCAGCUUACAUCAGGGAAAUGCCAAACUGAUGCAGUAUCAGGGUGUUUGUACUUCACAAGAUGUAUGCUUCAAACCAUUUUCACUUUCCUGUUUCCUCAAGGAAUGAUCAGGCACAGCAUCAUGAUGCAUGAGCUUCAAGUUUUUGAGUUGGGUGAUGAAGAGUUAAAUAAAAAACCUGAGUAAUAAGCUUUACAGAAGCAGGUCAGUAAAUGUUCCUCAUGCUCAUUGUGAACAGUCUGCAGUAAGGAGCUGAGAAUAAGCCUUUUGUUUUCCUCCUGAAGUGCCAAACUUGUCUUUGCUUCAGGCCUUACAGCAGCUGUUCUCCUGCCCCAGGGCCUGAGCUUGUGAAGUACCUCGAGGCACUGCACAAAAACCUUCUAAGGCAGUUGCAGUGGAGGAGUGGUGGCUUUUGCCUUUCAAACCCGUGCUGCUCUGAGCAAUGCCUGGUGUGCAGGUGCACUGUUCUUCACAGGCUUGGCUGUUUGGUAGCAGGUCUUGCAAAGGAGCUCAGCCCAGAUUAUGAUUUAAGCACUUCCCACGGAGGCAGCAGAUCUAGCAUAAUCAGUAUUAAGGGGGAGCAGAAGCUGAAAAGCAAAUAGUACUUGGUUGCAUCUGUUUCAUCUGGCCUUAGAGCAACAGUGCAGAAUUAUUUAUGGAUGUUACCUAGAAGUGAGGUUUCUGUCUCUUCAGUAAUGAAGCUGUUGAACAAAUGGUAACCACUAGUGCAAGGAUCUCUCUCAACCUUGCUGUGAUGACUUCUAUAAAAUGAAGUGAAAGGGUGGAUGAAAUAGUGCAGUAAAUUCCUCACAAACCCCAAGUUUCUUGGCAGCUAAGCACUGCUCUGUCUCAAGUGUAAGCUGACAUUGGGAGGUUCCUCCCUCCCAAAGAAGUUUCCCAUUUCUCCCCAUUGAAGAAGACUGCACAAUGCUCCCUGCAGCAGCACCAAGGUCAGAUGACACUAAUAGUUUGAUCAAGGGCUGUUUACAAGUCUGAGCUGAGAAAACUGAUGACAAAGUUUGACCCACCAAGGCACAAAUGCCUGAUAGCCUCUGUGCCAUGGGGUCCUGUAAACAUCCAAAAUUAUUUCACCCUGUGUGGACUACACUCUCCCAUGACUGCCUGUCUGGAACUCUAAACUCACCCAAGAAUUGCUAGUAGGUAGAAUAGAUCACACAGUUAGCCCAGGCUUUGAGCAUUAGAAGAACAAACCACACCAAGCACUUGACUUCUAAGACUGCAUUGCAGCCAUCCUAGCUUUAAAGCCAUGUCACUGCACAUCUCCAUCUGCACUGUAGCAUGCGCUUGUUAAGACUUCAGCAAUUUCCCAACAUCAAGUAAUCCUAGACCCAUGGGUUUGUAUUGUAUGACUGGAUAGUGAUACUUUCUCCAUCAGUGUGUAUAUAGUAGUCAUUUCAUCUAUAUCCAUUUUACAUCCCACUACUGUGGCCUUCAUUUAAUUUAUGAACAUUUUAAAGAUGUUGUAUUUAUGACUUUACA